Colletotrichum abscissum is the source of this 2208-nucleotide messenger RNA. Its product is annotated as scytalone dehydratase. The record is from RefSeq and is a predicted model, not a curated record. The transcript has 4 exons. Gene Ontology annotation, biological process: melanin metabolic process. Gene Ontology annotation, molecular function: scytalone dehydratase activity. NCBI's taxonomy places the organism in Eukaryota, Fungi, Ascomycota, Sordariomycetes, Glomerellales, Glomerellaceae. The coding region runs from base 1 to 2208 and encodes 735 amino acids.
AUGCGGCUAUUACAUACAACUACAUUUGAAUUGCGAGAGUUCUCCGGUACAGACAUACCUCCCUACGGCAUCCUGUCCCAUACUUGGGGGCGUAACGAGUUCACAUUCAGAGAUUUCCAACGAGCUGGAUACCGCGGUGGGAUCACGAAAAUCGACGGCAUGUGUCGCGUCGCUCGAGACCAAAGGCUUUCCUGGGUCUGGAUAGACACUUGCUGCAUAGACAAGAGCAGUAGCACGGAGCUGUCUGAGGCCAUCAAUUCUAUGUUUGCAUGGUACAGACGGGCUGCAACAUGCUUUGUGUACCUUGAAGAUGUUCCUGGGGGUUAUAAGUUUAAUCCCAAAGACAAGGUCUUUGCCAAUAGUCGCUGGUUUAGUCGCGGUUGGACCUUGCAGGAAUUGUUGGCGGCGACCACAGUAUUCUUUUACGACCGGUCCUGGAACUUCGUGGAGUGGAUUGAAAAGUCCGGUGACACUGACGGUAGAGCCCGUCCAUCGAAUAUGGUACUCGGGAAAAGGAAGAUAAGCCAAGUCGAUAACGAGAGCUUCGACAUGAAUUCUAACAUGAAUAACUUCGCCUCGGCUCUCGGCAGUAUAACGAACAUAAACUUCAUUGCGUUAACCAGAAAAUUCGAAGAUGUGCAUCGGUCCUUCUCAGUGGCGGAGAAGAUGAGUUGGGCAUCGAGAAGAGAGACAACCCGUUUAGAGGAUAAGGCCUACUCCCUCAUGGGCCUGUUCGAUGUGAAUAUGCCGCUGCUAUACGGAGAAGGUGAAAAGGCUUUCUUUAGGCUUCAAGAAGAAAUCAUCAAGAAGACUGAUGACGAGUCGAUAUUUUCUUGGGGCUAUGGAGAACCUGCUCGGUUUGAAGGGGGGUUGUUCGCCAAAUCUCCGGCCGACUUUCUCGGGUGCCGGAAUGUCACAAUAGUCGAGACCGCGGGCAACACCCCGCACUACUAUCUAACGAACAAAGGUCUGCAUAUUCAGACACGAUUCACAAAUACGCUAUGGAGGAUGGGAACUUUCAUCUACGCCAUGCUACACUGCACGGACAGAUAUUUAACUUCGGGGAAGAAUUGCAUAGCUAUUCCCCUCUACUAUGUGGGCAACCUCAUCAUCCGCCCACCUGGUGCCGUACCUCUAUUGAUUGACGAAGCCGACCUCGGCACAGAAGCUGUCUAUCUUUACAUCCACGUCUCCGGAAGUUUCGACAGCUUCAAAACAGACUUCCCGAUGCCGGGACAUAUGUUAAGACGGGUGGAAAAGUCUACAACUGUCCAGUUCACGAGCGCCCCAGGCAACAUUAAGCUUGCUGAGGUGUACCCACCCAGCUGGUAUCCGCUGUGUACCACAUCAAAGUCACUGAUAGUAGUACAAGACUUGGCGUCACCAACGACAACCGCCACUGUCUGGAUGAGAUUUUGGGAUCUAUCCUCUGGCCUCGAUUUCGCCUUACGACUAGAUUUAGAGUGGGAGUUGGUACCUUCCCAGAGACCAGAUCAGCUUGGGCUAGCGCUGGUGUCCGUACACCCACUUGUGAAACUCAUACCGCAGGACAUGUAUCUAUUCGACGAGGUCUUUCAUGAUGGGCAAUCAUUUUCGAAGUGGGGAGAGAAGAUAUCCUGGGGCGAUGACACAAUGGCGAGCCCUGCUGGAAACAUCUCCUUUGAGGACUAUCUCGGCCUCUCUGGCUGCAUCUUCGAGUGGGCCGACAGCUACGACUCCAAGGACUGGGAUCGUCUCAGGAAAUGCAUUGCCCCUGAGCUUCGCAUUGACUACCGCUCCUUCCUCGACAAGAUCUGGGAGGCCAUGCCCGCGGAGGAGUUCAUCGCCAUGAUCUCGGACAAGUCCGUCCUCGGCAACCCCCUCCUCAAGACCCAGCACUUUAUCGGCGGCACCCGCUGGGAGAAGGUCUCCGAGACCGAGGUCAUCGGACACCACCAGCUCCGCGUGCCCCACCAGAAGUACACCGACGCCUCCCGCAAGGAGGUUGCCGUCAAGGGCCACGCUCACAGCUACAACAAGCAUUGGUACAAGAAGGUCGACGGCGUCUGGAAGUUCGCUGGUCUCGCUCCCGAGAUCCGCUGGUCAGAGUACGACUUCGAGGCUGUCUUCGCCGAUGGACGUGAUUCCUUCGGUGCUGAGGAGACCAUCGACAAGAAGAACAAUGUCUCUGUUGUCGAGAAGGAGCUCAAGGUUGCCGCUGCUGUUUAA